AAUGCUCUGCGGAUUGACUAGCGGAAGUUUUAUUUUAUUUGUGUGUUAUAUUCAAACAAUGAAGCUUAAAAGUUAAUUUUUCGUAUGCUUGAAAUUCGGGGUUUCUUGGUUAUUUGUGAAACGUUAUUUAAAUAUGGCGUCCAGUGACAGAGGCUCUGAGGAGGUGGAUGGAGACAGUUGUGGAUCCUCGCCAGAGUUGGACCGCAACCCUUCACCUCCACCUGAGGAAGAUGAGACUGAAGCCACCGAGGAGGCGGACGCCAUUGGCCAGACCAUUUACAGCAAGCACUGGCUUUUCAGCACCCUGACCCGCCUAAUACAGAUGGUGUCGGAUCAAGAAUGUGGGCCGAGUGAUUCUUCAACAGAGCUGACGGAUGAUCUAGAAGAGGACUUGUGUAAAGUCUGGGAUAUGGCUAUGGAUAAGGACGUGGCCAUUUUUCUCCAGGAGUUCAAGGCUCCAGACAUCUUACUGGGUGUGAUUGCAAAGUCCCAUAAUCCUCGGCUCACUGAGAUCUGUGUUGGGAUUCUGGGUAAUAUGGCCUGUUUUCAUGACACGUGUGUUUCUCUCAGUCAGAACUCAGAUUUAGGCGCUGUUUUACUUCUGCUGCUCGGAGACAAUGACCCUCCAACACUUUUGGAAACCUGCAGGCUGCUGUUGACCUGUUUGUCUCAGGCUGACGUCGCCCCUGUGUGGCUGGAGAGGAUACGGCAGCAGUCGGCGGUGUGCAGCAGUCUGUGCUUCAUCAUGAGCAGCUCCACCAACGUGGAUUUGCUGGUGAAGGUUGGGGAGUUGCUGGAUAAGCUCUUCGAUGAGGAUGAGGAGCUGAUGAAGAGCUGGGUGUCCACCUCACACAGCGGGACUGACCUGCAGACAGACAACCAGCCGGACAUCCUGUCCUCUCUGCUGGAGGCCGCCAAGCAGCUCAGAUCAGAGAGUCCGGAGGCUCUGGAAGUGUAUCUGCAUUCACUUCAGCUGCUGACUACAGUAGAGGAGGGCAUGCAGGCUCUGGUUUCAGAUGAGUCGUGUGGUUCUGCAGUGUGGACGUUCGUCUGUGAGCUGCUCUGUGAGGAUUUCUGUCAGCCGGACGAUCCCCCGCUCAUCCUGCAGGAGCAGAAAGCUCUUCUGGCACCGGCACUCGCUCUACUGUCAGCGUUACACUCCAGCCUGCACACGCACAUCAGUGCAGAAUUAUUAGGAAGUCUUAUUCGCAUCCUGCAGUUCAAUGCUGAAAACCAUCAGAGUCACACUGCUGGAAACUCAGAGGAGAGUCACAGAGAUGAUGAUGAACAGCUCAAAGCUUUAGUUGAAACCACUGCUGAGUUUCUCUCUGACGUUCUUUUGGAGCUCCAGAAGGAUGUGUUACUUUCGGUGGUCAGGUCAGGUCAUCUGUCAGAGAAGAGCUGUGUUUCUGCUGUGAGCUGCCUGUUACCUCAACACACAGCAGCGGUCCAGCAUCUGGUUAGUUUAUUGUCAGACGUGAACCCCAUACUGUCAGACAUUAUAAAGAAAGAUUUCUCCAUUUCUUCCAACAAGUCGAGCUGAAAUGGUUCUGGGACACAAAAGACUGGAGAUGAGUUUACUAUCUUCUGUGAAUGGACUGAAUUGUGCUUUAGAUAGGAUACAUUAGCUUUCUUAGGAGAUGUUAUAUAAGUAUUCAUUUAAAUUGUGUAUGUUAUUGAUUGGUUUGUAUACUGCUGACAUCUCUGCUCACUAAACAUAACUUGUUUU
Messenger RNA from Danio rerio (zebrafish), 1729 nucleotides. It is a transcript of the gene saal1, whose product is annotated as serum amyloid A-like 1. NCBI's taxonomy places the organism in Eukaryota, Metazoa, Chordata, Actinopteri, Cypriniformes, Danionidae. Gene Ontology annotation, cellular component: nucleus. The record is from RefSeq and is marked validated.